CUUGAGAAACAAAUAUAAAUUAAAAUUAUUUUACUCAAAUUAUUAGUAUUUUUCUUAAAAUAAUGAAUAAAAUUAUAAUAUUAUUGUCCGCUCUAGUCUUAGCUUUUGGAUUUGUGGAAGCCAAUACUGAAACUAUCAUUUGCAAGAAGGUAUCUUCGGCUGUUAGAAAAAUUAUGUGGGCUGAUGAAAUAAUUUGCGGAAGUGAAGAUGGCUUACUUCAAACUACCAACGAAGCAAAUGUUAAAGGUGUUAUCUUAGGUUCUCUAAAUAUGAGCUAUUGCAUCGAAAGUUUAAAUUUGUGGAUUGGAAUGAAAUCAAAUGAAAAUCCUACGUUUAAUUUAGUACAAGAAAUGGACCUCAGAAUUAUAUCUAAUAGAACAAUGAAUUUUAGGAAUAGAGUUCUGAGAAGAAUACUAUUAAGACCUGUAAACGGCAUCCUAACCAUAUUUAUUGGAGGAACUGCCAUGUUAAGUGAGUCAGUCUCGGGAAAUGUCACAAUUAUAUCCGAUAGAACUAUGCUUUACGUUCUUCAACAUAACGGCACCACAAUAAACUUCUAAUGGAUCAAUACUAUUGGAGAAAUCAUGAUUAUUAAUCUUAGAAAUGCUUAAACUUUAUAUUUAUCUUGGGGAUUGCAUUAAUCAUAUACCAAUAUAUAUAUGAAUAUAAAUGAAAUGGAUUGAUCAUUUUAUCAAUAAAAUUUUUUGCUUACAAGUUA
Messenger RNA from Gordionus sp. m RMFG-2023, 718 nucleotides. RefSeq lists its product as uncharacterized. NCBI's taxonomy places the organism in Eukaryota, Metazoa, Nematomorpha, Gordioida, Chordodea, Parachordodidae. The coding region runs from base 63 to 560 and encodes 165 amino acids. The record is from RefSeq and is a predicted model, not a curated record. The transcript has 17 exons.